This is a messenger RNA of Kwoniella shivajii, 5871 nucleotides long. RefSeq lists its product as uncharacterized. The coding region runs from base 1 to 5871 and encodes 1956 amino acids. NCBI's taxonomy places the organism in Eukaryota, Fungi, Basidiomycota, Tremellomycetes, Tremellales, Cryptococcaceae. Gene Ontology annotation, biological process: maturation of 5.8S rRNA from tricistronic rRNA transcript (SSU-rRNA, 5.8S rRNA, LSU-rRNA); maturation of LSU-rRNA from tricistronic rRNA transcript (SSU-rRNA, 5.8S rRNA, LSU-rRNA). The record is from RefSeq and is a predicted model, not a curated record. The transcript has 15 exons. Gene Ontology annotation, cellular component: nucleolus.
AUGGUACUAAAGCGGAAGAGGGAUGGUCCAGGCCAGACAGACGCCACCGCACCAGUCAUCACUAGGCCAAAGCCGGGUACGAAAGUCUUUGCUUCUGGUAAAGCCGUCAAGGAUGGGCUAGCCACAGGUUCUCCUCAAACAUUCGUGUCAUUCAGACAGCAAAUAGUUACUCCUUAUUCCUUACUACCUCUCGCAAUAAACCAUCCAACUGUAAUCAUCCUCCAACACUACCUUGAUAUCUCGCCAACUUGCGAUGAAAUUUUUAAGGCAUGGCAGAUUGGUGACCAAACGAAAAACGGUCAACAAACUCAGGCAGCAGUCGAGUUGCUAUCCGAGAUCAUAAAUAUCCUCACCACUCUUCCAUUCUUCCGGUCUUCAGUCGUGGGAUUGAUCAAUAAGAUUGUAUCGAACACUGAUCCAUAUCACGAAUAUCUUAAUCGUCUGAUACAGUCUGGCAGCAGAGACGAUGUGUAUCACGGCUAUCUUCUAGCAUCAGCCGCCAUGGGUGUUGACCCCCCUUCCUCAUCUGCUUCACUCGGAUCUUCAAUUGGUAGAUUGGGUAUGAAAGUAUGGGCAAUACUCGUGGAAGGAGGGAGCAUCCGAGGUCUAGGCAAGCAAUUGGGCAUGCGAAGAAGAAACAAGGAAGGAAUGGUAGGAUAUGGUGAACCCGACCCUCUGGAUAAACCAGAUAUUCGACAUCUGAUCCUACGACUCAUCCUCCCACUGUUUGCAACUUCCGCCUUUCACGCUCAUGCUCGAUCUAUCCUUCCCCCUUUAUAUUCUGGGCUCUCAGACGAUCCACCAAUUACCGUUUAUCGCGUUUUGACUGCUUUAUGGAGAGCCAUAUCGGGUCCCUCUGUCGGUCUGAAUAGACGAACCUCUCUUAUCAUGUUUCACGAAAAAUCGCUCGAGCAUCUCUGGCAGCUUUUGUCUCGGCAAGACCUGGAACCUACAACCAGUAAGACGGUAUCUGAAGUAGUGGAAGCCUUUCUGGAAGCAAUCACCACAGUUCCUGGUCAAGGAAUCUGCUUUGUAGACGAAGGUUGGUAUCCCCGUCGUGUGAUUGAGGACACUUCUGGAGCUGCUACAGACAGAGGUGAUGUCCCUACAAACGGAGGCGUCGGUGAUGGAAGAGAUGACAACUGGAAGAAAGGUUUGCACAAUCGUAUCCUUGGCAACGUUGUAAGGAAAGUAGGACACAAAGCGGUGGAUGAUGAUGGGUUGGUCGGAAACUGGUUGACAAAGGUAUUCGAGGCGUGUCCCGAAUUAAUCGCUGGCUAUUGGGCACAUUCCGCCUUGGCCGUCGAGCCCCGUCUCAAUGCCAGAUGGGUGGCCACAAUGGCCUACAUCAAUCGUAUUAUCGCACUAUCCCCACCACCUCUCAGCACCUUCCGACAACCUGUACCAACAGGCUCCGAUGCGUCCUCGGCUCCUUUCCGAUCACAGCCUCCUGCUGUAGACGUCAUGAUCGAAUCAAUUCUGCCUUCACCCCUUACCAAAAGUCAUAUUAUGAAGGGUCUCCAACACACCGAUGGCCUUGUACAACAUGUAACUGCUGCCGUCCUCGCUCGGGGAUUACAGAAAUUGUGCACAAUUCAGGAUUUGUUCCUACAGAUCGAGACAGAAGUCGGUGCCGAACCCUCAACAUCACAGGAGAACCUAUGGACUAGACGUCGACGAGAAUUAGAAAUGGAAGCCAGAAAACGUAUACCUGAAUUAAGCGUGAUCAUCGCUUUCGCUCAAAAAGCCGCCACAAUGGCACCUGCCGACGCAGAUACAGAAGCGGAAAUCGCACUCACUGCAAAAUCUAGUAUGUUGACGGAAGUCGCUCUUCGAAUCUUCGAGCUGUGUAACAAGGCCAUGCCCUCUAUGGCCUCCGAAAUGAAGUUUGAUGUGGGUAGACUGCUAGUCUCUGCAUCAAGUGCUAGUGCGGAAAGAAAAGCCAGGAGAGAAGCAAGAGCAGGCAGUGUAGUCAGCGAUUCUGGGAGUGUGGCGAGUGUUGGAACUAUGGGUACCGCAGGUAUGGGAGGUGGUUUUGGUCAAGCCAGAGGAGAUGUGGAAGGAUUCGAAGCAUUGAGUCAACUUCAUGUUUUGCAGUUGCUAGGCGAGGUCAGAGAUUGGAACUGGAUGAAUAAAGCUGCUGGAUCGCAAUACACUUAUCUCUACCAUAUUCUCCUCCUGAACCUUUCGACUCAACAACUCGUCACCCAAAUGAAAACCGUUUCUCUCGUUGAACACUUGCUUCUACCAACACUGCUGUAUGAACAUGAUCCAGCCGAACUCUCGAUAUGGCUGGAAGCUCUUCCUCGAGCUUCAGAUACAGUCUCAGGACCAAUGCUUCUCGCUCAGCAGAUUCAUCUGCUAUCAUUCCUGGAUGACUGCUUCAGAAGAGCAAUUAAAACACCUUAUAGAUAUCUUGAAGACUCGUUUGCCCUGGUGCCAGACUUUUUCGAAUACACUCGACCAAGCGAAAUGAUUAGUCCAGUAUUGAUGACUAUCAUGGAACAACUCAAUGCGAAAAUCACGGGCCAACUCAUCAGCACCGAAGCCGCUGGUGUUGUCCUGGUAUACUUACGCCGAGUGAUCUUGGGCUUAGUCGGGAAGCAGGGAGACUUGAAAUUCCUGCUGGUCGUGAUCGAAAGGUUAGAUGACAUCUUGGAGAAGGCCAAAGAGUCCGGUCAAGCUCGAAUAGGAUUGAAAGAUGUGGUUCAAGGAAUGAAGGAUGAUUUAGCUUUAAUCAAGGGCAAAGGCAUCGAUAGGAAACCUGAAGUGGCCGAUCCGGAAGCUCACCGUCUGAGGGAAGAAGCCGAUUGGGCGUCCCGAUCGUUCGAAUGGACAUGCCUCAAUCGGUCUACUGCCCAAUGGACAGAUUCUAAAUCUCAAGUUGGUCUUGUUGAGACCUUUAUUGUCUCGACAGGAGAAACCACAAUUCUUCGUAGGGCAAGAUUUAUCCUGCACCUUCUUUCAAGUAAGAAGGGUGUACUGGCUCUGCUUGAAGCAAGGAAAGCUGCCCUAGACUUACUGCACCAGUCUUUGAAUGGUACCUCGACAGAUUCGCGAAAGGCUCAAUUGAAAUUGUACAUAUUCGAUAAUUCUGACCUGAGAAAGCUGUUCCUCAGUGAGGAAGGAGACGAUUACCGCUCUCAACUAGAUCGAUUAACCGUUUACCUAGAUGAAUCUGUGUCUCCGGAUAAAGAACUCGGAGAAGCAGUUGCAGUAGAGCUGGUAGAAGCUCUCAAGGCAGACAAGAGCGGCAUGAACUCUGCGCGAAAUCUCUCCCUUAUUCAGCCUUGGAAACGAUUUAUCCAAGCCGACUCCGCCGUCAAGGCACUCAGAUACAUUGUCAAGCGAUCGGAUAAGAUCGUAUCGGCCAUUACCCCUCAGAUCGUUCAAACCAUCUCGACAAUUGUGAUGGCUACCAAAGAUCCGGAUUAUAUGAUGCGCCACAUCGCAACAGUGAUUCAGCUCAACAUUCUCCCAUCCGUUGUAGCCCUUCUGCAAGAGAUUAUCAUCACGAGAGAUGGCAGCAUUAAGCUGAGCAAAAUAUCGUUAAAAAAGGCAACCAUUCGAGACUUACUGAAGACUAAAGAGAACGCUGCCUUCGAUGUGAUUUCACUCUUGGUAGGCAAUUCAGUCGAUACUGCCAGAUCAAUGUUGUCAGUGUUAACAAAAGAUCCUGGAGAGCUGGAAGACAGAAGAAUUAUUCCGACUGUCGCAGUACUUCUUGACCUCCCAAAUGAUGAGACCCUGGAUGUCGUAUCGUUGGCAAUCUCCGUGAUUACUACAACAGGGUCGCAGAAGAGACACUUAUCAUCUGCGAUUCGGAUUGUUGGGCGCCUAUAUGAAAGUCAAGGGGAAAAGAUCGACGUAUUGAUCAAGAAAAUCGGAUUAUCCGACUUCAGCCUGCCGAUAGCUCAGUUGGUGGAGCACCUCGCGGACGAAGGACAUCAAUCCAGCCAAAUUGCUAUCAGGCACUUGGUGGAGAUCGGUUUGCAACACGCCGUUCGAGUCUGCUCGAAGGUUGGGGAUCUUGAUGAGGAUGAAGUUGCUACUAUGGUCAGCCUCAGACAUGCUAUCGAUUCCUCACCUGAUAUCGAAUUACAAGGUCAAUUGGCCGAACCGUUCAUCACUGCCGUCAUCCAGGACAGGCUGGAGAUCGAAGAUGCAGUUGACCUGGCCGUCAGACUUGCUAAACGAGUUGAAAUAAAGGCAAGCUUCAUUCGUCAACAACUUCAAGCUCUCUUUUCCAGUUCAGCCUAUCACCGAUCUACCAACUCGUCCUGCCCCACUUCAUUCAAACUGGCAUAUGUCCGAUUGAUUCAUGCUCUUUUCUCGGCAUCGACCUAUGUCUCUUGUCAACCCAACUUCAUAGAACCCCUUGUUCUUCUUUAUCGAGGUACCAUGUCGGAAUCCGAUCGCUUGAUACUUAAUAUGUUCCAACUCUUCGAAGGUUAUCGGAAACUCUCCACCUCUAGUGUACUCAAAUAUUGGUCAGCCAAUGGGAUCGUCGGCUCAGGAAAUCGAUCUUUCGACGCUCUCACAUCUCUGGACCCUCUUAGAGUCUUUGCUACUUGUCAAGCAUACCCUUUACAUAGAACUUUGAAAAGUUACGGUAAGCCUGAUGAGAAGCCGGACGAAGGGGAGUCGCUUUACGAUCCAGUGUUCGUUAUGAGUCUUUUAACUUGCACGCUUUGUGAGGGCAACGUGACUGGUUUAGACUGGGUGGAGAUUCUGAGGAGUAAUGCGUUGGGUUUGACAUUGUGCGGCCUGUCUUCAAGAGACAAAGAAGUCAGGUGUGUGGCAGGUUAUGCUUUAGCUAAAGCGUUUACUUUGAUUCUCAAAAAACCAUUUUUUGAGCGAAACCAGGUCCUGUACACCCUGCGACUGCUAAGACAUAGCAUUGAUGCUCCUGCGACUCGUCUCCCUACCCUUACUACACUGUUCUUCGCUCAUGCUCUUCGGUCCCUCGCCAAUCCCUCACACUUCCUCUAUCCACUCACCUCAAGAUUCUUGCUUCAGCGGCCUAUAUUUGAUCCAUCAGAUACACCGAUGUUAUACGGAAUGCUGUACGCAUCUGGAGAUGGCUGGAAGAGAGAAAGAGGAUGGAUGGUGCGAUUCCUAAAAGAAGGAGUGAAGAGUGAAGCUGAUUGGCGAGUUGUCAGGAGACGUAAAGUGUGGUCACUUCUUGCUACUCUCUUCAGUUCUUCGUUAGAUCCAUCUUUCCGACGUACAGUUCUUCAAGCUAUGGAGAGUAUGGUCGAUAUCCCUGCUGCAGCUCGAACGUUGGUUCUUCGUGACGGUCUCAUCGCGUGGCUAGUGAUGCAAUGGACCAACAUCAAUCGUCGUCACGCAAACUCAGCUUUGAAAGGGACCAAAGCUCAGACUUGGGAGAAGGAUGAAAAGGCAAUGAUGCUAAAUAUUGUUGAAAAGAUCUGCAUAGGUAUGAUACCUGGUGAGAAGGAGAGAAUCAAAGAUAGCAAACAGCUUGGAAAAUGGGUAGUACAGAUAGAGAUACUUUUCAAGAGAGUUCUUGAGACAGAUACGGAUAUCGAGCGAUUGGAAACGCUUUCCCGGAUCUUAUAUCGUUUGUCCUUCAUCAAUGGAAUUACUGUCACAUCAAGUAUUUUACCUCUCCUUGUUCAGCAAUUCACCUCCCUCACCAAAGCCGCGGCCGAAGGAGGCCCAAGCGAACGAAUCACGGCGUACUUGUUCCAUGCGGGUCUGAGUUUAAGACUGGAAGAUUUGACAACCAAGAAUGAUGUGAAAGAUGCUAUAGAGGAGAUUGGUUGGAGAGCUGAAAAGGGUGAUGCUGGACAGGAACUGGCGAAUUGGGUCAAGAGGGAGAAGCGAUUAGUUGAAUGGAAGGAGUAA